Molecule: messenger RNA, 648 nt
Organism: Amphimedon queenslandica
Lineage: Eukaryota; Metazoa; Porifera; Demospongiae; Haplosclerida; Niphatidae
Product: malonyl-[acyl-carrier protein] O-methyltransferase 2-like
Exons: 1
Coding region: 1-648 (215 amino acids)
Molecular function (GO): S-adenosylmethionine-dependent methyltransferase activity
Source: RefSeq, a predicted model, not a curated record
AUGUCUGCUACUGAACAGGCAAUUCGUGCAAGUGAAAAGGACGGUGGACCUAGUACCUACAGUAGCUUUGCAAAAGAUUAUGACGAACAUUUAGAAAAAAUAGAAUGGGCUGCUCCCCAGAGUAUUGUUACCAAAUGGAUGGAGCAUUACAGCCCUGAGUCCCUCCAGACUCAAGCAACGGCCAGUGGAAGGAAGCAUAGGGUACUGGAUGCAGGUUGUGGUACUGGACUAGUAGGUGAAUACAUGGGGACUGUAUUUCCUAUGGAUAAUGUUGAGCUCUAUGGUGGUGACAUCACUCCUGAGAUGCUGGAGGAAGUGAAAGCGAAAAAAGGCAACGCUGGCUAUGCUGAUCUUCAAGUGAUCAAUUUGAAGAAAGAACUUCCAUAUGAAGAAGAGUUCUUUGAUAGUAUCGUAAGCUCUGGAGUAUUCUAUGUUGGUCAUUGUGGUCCAGAUUGUCUUCCCAACAUAUUCAGGGUAUUGAAGAAGGGUGGGCUUCUCAUUACCACUUCUCGUAAAGUUUUUUAUGAAGAGACAAAAGAGGGUUGGGAUAAGCACAUAAAGGAGUGUAAUUGCACUCUACUGGAAGUGUGUGACAUACCUUAUCACACGUUGGCAAAAGGAAUAAGUCUUGUUAUCAAGAAAAAUUAG